Molecule: messenger RNA, 1926 nt
Organism: Kalmanozyma brasiliensis GHG001
Lineage: Eukaryota; Fungi; Basidiomycota; Ustilaginomycetes; Ustilaginales
Exons: 1
Coding region: 1-1926 (641 amino acids)
Source: RefSeq, a predicted model, not a curated record
AUGAUGGCCGACCCGUACUGGGCUGCUGCGGGCCCAUCAAGACCCACAGCUUCUAGCUUCGUCACGGCUCCUGCGCCAACCUUGGCCAAGAAGAAACGAGGUCGCUUCUCCGACCCCAGCAAGAAUGCAUCGAUACCUUCCAUCAUCAACCCACCUUCGCCAGAACUUGUUCCGCGGCAUUCGUCGAGCGCAAGUAGCUGGGGCAUCGAAGACCUCUCCGACUCGGAUGGCGACUACGACUGGCCAACGCCAUUGCAUCUUUCGACCGGCUUCACUUCAGGCAAUGCGGCUACAGCCGCCAGUCCAGACUUGGAUCGUGACGAACUUGCCAGGUUCGCACGACCUUCCAAGCGAGUCCAUCUCGAAACACCCGAAGAUCGACACACCUAUGGCCAGAUGGCCGGACUUCAAAUCGACUCUUCUACUCUGGCCGCUUCGUUACCGAACUCGACUUCAUUUGGGCGUCCCCAAGGGGCGAGGAUGAACAGCGGCGUCGCAGGGGCGUUCGGUCUCAGCGCCUCCUUGGCGUCGGCUUUUGGCGCUGGUGCGGAAGGACUCACCUCCGCACCGAGAGUACCGCCAUCGAGCCCGACCAAAGCCGACGCAGUCCCCUCCUCCUUUGGCGUAUCCGCAUCGCCACUAUACCAGCAAGCCGUAGCUCCCGCACCUCCAACAUCGCCCAGCUUGGCCGACAGCGGUCUCGCUCCACCCUCCUCUCCCUUGCACUCGCACAGCUUUGAUGGAUCGGCUACCUCAACAAGUCGCCCCUUGCCGGCUGAUCUGGAGGACAGCGACAUGAGGUUGCGCAGGGGUGUGCCGUCGAGCUACGAAGUCGAACCCGAUCGCAUCGUCGUCACCAGUCUCGACGACACAUCCUCCUCCGAAGGCGAUGGCUCCAGCGAGGCGGAUGGGCAAAAGACGCCAGAUGCAGACACAUCGACCGAGAGCAAAGACUCUUCCUCCGACUUUGUCAUCAACAACGAGCUCAUGGAGAAGCUCGAAGCGCACAGCAGGGCCGUGCUCACGGGCACGUCUGAUCGAGACAAUGCUGCCUCCAACUCUCGGUCUGGUGGUGCGUCAAGCUCGUCGAGUCGAACUCGACGCUCGGGGAGGAGAUCAGCAGGAUCAGCUGUCCCGAGCUUGGGGUCGCUUCUCAGCAGCAAACGACGAUCAGCAGCGUCCAGCCCGGGAUCAUCAGGCUAUGCUUCCCCGAUCAACGCAGAAGACGCAAGAGGAGCACUCAUACUGUGGAAGGACCCUGAAGAGGUGCUCAAGUCGACUUCUGCUGCCACUAUACCGUCGCCGCUCAAGCCCAGCGACCUGGCUACGGUGCCCGAAAGCGGUCCCGCUCCCACCAGCUUCAUGAACCAACCACCGGUCUCGUUCCAGUCGGGAUCCAGCUUUUCAGCACCAGCGAGCAACAGCUCCAGCAUGUUCGGUAACACCAUCCCCAGUCUGUCGGCAAUCCCCGGCAUGGCCCCUCUGCCGUCCCCUUCGCAUGCUGAGAGCCCACUCUACGCACAGCAGUCGUCCUUGUCUAGCUCGUACUUUCCCGAGCCUUCGCCACUGGAAGCUCGCUUCUCCGGCCACGCAUCGCAGCAUGUCCCGCAAGCGUUCGGGGCAGCAUCUACAUACCCAAUCACGCCUCCAGGCUCCCACGAUGGCCCCUCGUUCGGUCAUGGUCCAUACCCGGCAUCUCCUUUCCAUGGCGCACCGACACCUUCGCCCUUUGGUAGCGCGCAUCAGCAGUCGCUGCACCACUAUGGUCACCACCACAGCUCGCAUUCGCAGGCCACCACACCGACGUUCCACCCGCACAGCCCGUCAGCACACCAGGUUCAUCAGCAUACCCACGCCGCGGGAGCCCAACCGAUCGAUCUGUCCGGCUGCUUUGGGCCCGCCGAGGAGAUGGACCUCGACAGCUGA